This is a messenger RNA of Pieris brassicae (large cabbage white), 1090 nucleotides long. RefSeq lists its product as uncharacterized. Bases 34 to 1041 code for a protein of 335 amino acids. The record is from RefSeq and is a predicted model, not a curated record. NCBI's taxonomy places the organism in Eukaryota, Metazoa, Arthropoda, Insecta, Lepidoptera, Pieridae. The transcript has 4 exons.
AUUUGACAUUAUUUAUUUUGAAAAUAAAUAAACAUGUCAAACUUCGCUCUUCUCCUGGUCUGCGUCCAAGCUUGCUUGGUUCAGAAUGUGUUCUGCUGGAUCGCUGAACCGGCUUUCUCUGCUGGUCCUCUUGGCUAUAUCCCCGGCUUAGCAAGAAUCGAAGCACCAUUCGGCCGUGCACCUUUCGCUCCCGCUUUUACGCCUGCUGCUUAUGCCCCUGCUCAAUUUGCGCCAGCUGCGUAUGAAGCUGGUAUCGGCGCGUACGGUGGCGAAGGCAUUGGUGACAUCGCCGUAGCCGGAGAAAUGCCAGUUGCUGGUACCACAAUGGUAUCUGGACAGGUUCCCAUACUUGGUGCUGUGCGUUUCGCGGGUGACCUUCCAGCUGGUGGUAUUGUCACCAUUGCUGGAAAUUCAGGUGCUGGAAGAUACGGUUGUAACAGAAUUAACACAUCAUUACACACACAACUUACAAACAUGUCUUCCUUCACAUUCUUAUUCCUCUGUAUUCAAGCUUGCUUAAUUCAGAAUGGUCUAACAACACUCAUUGGACCGGCGGUAUAUGGAAAUGGCUUUGGGCUCGGGAACUCCGUAGGAGCCGGUUUGACAGCAGCAUCCGCUGAAUUGGCUGGAUGGUAUGGUUGCGAUUCACCUGCAUCAUACAACAAUGUCCCAAGAGCUUUAGAAAGAGAGUUGGCUGCUGAAUACGCAUAUGGAGCCAGAGCGAUGGAAAGAGACAUGGCUGCAGCGUACGGAGUAAGAGCAGUUGAAAGAGAAAUGGCUGCUGAAUAUGGCAUGGCUCGUAAUGCGUGGAAUGCCCCAGCUUUAGUCCCAGCUCCAAUGGCGUAUGAAUCGGGUAUCGGCGCAUACGGCGGCGAAGGCAUUGGUGACGUAGCUGUAGCUGGAGAGUUGCCAGUGGCUGGUACCACUAUGGUAGCGGGACAAGUGCCCAUACUCGGUGCUGUACGCUUCGCCGGUGACCUACCAGCGGGUGGCGUCGUCACCAUUGCUGGAAGUUGCGGAUGUGGAAACCGAUACUUUUAAAAGAUUUGAUGACUGACUUGUAUACAAUAAAUAGAUGACUGAUUUAUAA